AUGGACGCCCCAGCCAAAUGGCACGAGAAUGACUGGGAUGCGGUGUUCGCUGGCAAGGCGGUGGCCCAGAGGUAUUAUCUCCGCAGUGGGCUUGUGCGAAAGGAUCGGCUGCUGCACUUUGUGCCCUCGAAGCGGCAUCCGACCACACGUGUGGUGCGGUCCCUCCUGGAGCUGCAGCGGCACCUGCAGGAGCUCGGUGUUCGACCGACGCGCUUGGACCGAGGUCCCAAAGAAGCGGUCAAGUACGUCUUGAAGAAGGCUCAGUCUUCCAACGCUUCUGGAAUUCGUUUCUUCACCGAGGAGGAAGCAGAUGCCAUCGUUCAGAUCCCCACUGAACCGCCCUGGUUAGCUCUAUUGGGCUUAGUGGCCUUGCUUUGGACCCUCCACGCCACGCCGCGCCGCCGUUGGGAGCGGCGCCUCUGCACCGCUGCCCUGCUGGCCUUGAGCCUCCAGCAGCUGCGGAACGCCUGGCGCGCGCGGAAGUGCGCGGGGGAAUUGUUGGGUGGAGCGGACGUUUGGGUCUUGCAGAGGAACGUCACCCCCUACCUCCACGAGGGCCGCAAGUUCCACUUGCGAGCGUUGCUGCUUUGCGUGGGCGAUUUGACGGCUUAUCUCCAUGAAGAGGUGCGCGUUCUCCUGGCCACCCAGCCUUACAAUGACCAGGAUGGCAAUCGUGAAGCGGUGCAUGUGACGAACAUGGGGGUGAACCAGGAAGUCACAGGAUAUUCGGAAUCCAAGCAGAACAUGUCCCUGGAUGAGCUGGGCGAGGUGUCCUCCGAGAUCUUCCAGCAGCUGUGCGAGGUCCUGACGCGAACCUUGAACAACCUUCGCACCACGGGGCGGAGGCAUUUCUUCACGCUGCCCAAUUGCUGGGAGCUCUUUGGUGUGGACUUCUUGGUGAACUCUGCCAGGGAAGUCUUGCUUUUGGAAGUGAACCCUUCUCCAUCCUUGGCGAUGUAUCGCGGCUCCUAUGGUGAUCUCCUAGGAGUUGAAUCGCCCUUGCAAGAGCCCUUGCCCAGUCUCGCACGGCCUGAGACCAUGAGCGAACCUGAGGCCAGUGGCGGCUUGACGCCCUACGCCUUGGAUGCGGCGAGCUUCGUGAACACCGACGAGACGGAGCGGGGGGUCCUAGCCAUGAAUCACACGGUUUUUGGUUGCAUCGCCCAGGCAGUGGCCCGACCGCUGACUUCCCUGGCGAGACACGGCGCAUCACGCAGAGCCUUUGCGGCGCCCGGUUGGGCCACGGUAGAUCCAGAGACCAUGUCUGCAGCACAACCAGCUGAAGGCAUGAACCUUUGCUGGAAGCUCAGGGCACUACGGAGACGAAUGUGGGGCAGGGGCGCUCAGGAAGUGCUGGCCUUCUUGAAGGCCGGUGCAAGCUCCUACAUUGGCUUGCGCUGGGAAGACCAUAGACUUCGUUGUGGCAUGGAUGCUGCUGCAGAAUCGGAGCGCGCCACGAAGAAUGACUUUGCCACCAACAGUGUGCAAGAAGCCUUGAAGCUGAACUGGGCAGAGACGGACCUCCGACGGCAGCUCUACUGGAUGCCGAUGGCAGAGGAAGAGGUGCAACUGGCGAUGGGAUCGCUGCUCCAGACUGGAAAGGCCAGCAUCGAUCUAGCAGCGACUUCCACCGUGGAAGGUGUAGAUGCGAUGUCACGCGUCAUGAGCAUCAAUGAGGGACAAGGACUUCAGCGCGACAUCAAGGUUGACGUAAUGGGGCGACAGAGAUUCUUCGCUUUGGGAACAUUGGCCGUACACACUGUCUUUCCACAGCCCAGCCGCCAGACGCCGUCCUUCCGUCAGAAGAUCCAGGAGUUCGGAGUGGAGCCAUCGAUCGAUGACCUGGAGGCCUUCUAUGUCGAACUCGAGGAUCAGCUGCCAAGAAGUAACCAGGACAUCGUGGAUCCGCUGAAUGGGGACGCCUUCCUCAAGGUUCCGAACACUGGCCUGGAUGAGAUUGAGCCCUUUGUACAGCGCAUGGCGUCGGUGCCACGCUCCGGGCUUCACAAUCCUUUUAAGAACCCCGACAGGUAUGUGAUGCUUGGAGAGGUUUGCGGGGCCGCGGCUCGAGAGAUGUUCAAGCCAGAGGUCUCGGACUACUUUUGUCGCCUGAUCCAACGCGUGGCUCCCAAGAGCUAUGCACAAGCUGGCGGGGAAAUCAAGGCUGUCCGGACUUGGCUUCAGGACUACAGUGGGAACAGCGUGCGAAUGCUGGCCGAGUCGCAGGGUUUGCCUGGCGACCAUCCGGGCCAAAGCACCGUGGGCUACCGCAUGCCGUUUGGUGGCGUCAGCGUCAUCACUCCUUUUAACUUCCCCUUGGAGAUUUGCAGCUUGCAGACCCUCUCAGCAGUCUUCAUGGGCAACCAAUGCACGACGAAGGUCGAUUGGAAAGUUGCCAUUGUGAUGGAGCAGUUCCUGCGCAUGCUGCAUGCCUGUGGCUUACCAAAGGCUGAUGUCGACUACAUCUACUGCGAUGGCCCUGUUUUCAACGAGGUCUUGCUCAGGGGCGAUGCCAAGAUGACGCUCUUCACCGGCUCGCAGCGGGUCGCCGACAAGUUGGCGGUGGAGCUCAAGGGCAAGGUGAAGCUGGAGGAUGCCGGCUUUGAUUGGAAGAUCCUAGGGCCGGAUGUGAUGGACGUGGACUUUGUCGCAUGGCAGGCAGACCAUGAUGCUUACGGCUUUGCCGGUCAGAAGUGCAGCGCACAGUCCAUGCUUUUCAUGCACGAGAGGCUUGGUCAACGGCAGGUGGACAUCGUCGGGCGUUUGGCCAAGCUGGCGGGGCAGCGAAGCCUGGAGAAUUUGACCAACUGCCCGGUGCUCACGUGGCCCACGGAGAAGAUCUUGGAUCACAUGGAGCGCUGCUUGAGCAUCCCUGGCGCCACCUUGGCCUUUGGUGGCCAGCCACUCACAGGUCACCGGAUCCCGCCCCAGUAUGGCGCCGUCGAGCCGACGGCCGUGCGGCUUCCCAUUGAGGCGGAGCGAGGGACCGCGAACGAGGCCUUGGAGGACUCUGGCAGCUUCGACAUGGCCACCACCGAGCUCUUUGGACCCUUCCAGGUGUUGGUGGACUACAAGGAGGGCCAGCAGUCCAAGGUCAUCGAAGCCAUCAACCGUAUGCCCAACCACCUCACCGCGGGCAUCGUCUCCAACAACCCCAUUUUCAUCAAUGAGGUGCUUGGCAAUUCCAUUACUGGUACCACUUAUGCUGGCGCACGGGCACGCACCACCGGUGCUCCGGUCCAGCACUGGUUUGGGCCCUCUGGGGACGUACGUGCCGGAGGCAUCCAUACCAAGCACGCCAUUCAGCUUUGUCGCUUGGAAGACAGCUGA
Molecule: messenger RNA, 3330 nt
Organism: Durusdinium trenchii
Lineage: Eukaryota; Dinophyceae; Suessiales; Symbiodiniaceae
Source: the annotation of a GenBank genome assembly